This is a messenger RNA of Manihot esculenta (cassava), 1420 nucleotides long. Its product is annotated as palmitoyl-protein thioesterase 1. Bases 207 to 1214 code for a protein of 335 amino acids. Gene Ontology annotation, molecular function: thiolester hydrolase activity. Lineage: Eukaryota; Viridiplantae; Streptophyta; Magnoliopsida; Malpighiales; Euphorbiaceae. The record is from RefSeq and is a predicted model, not a curated record. The transcript is spliced from 12 exons. Gene Ontology annotation, cellular component: intracellular membrane-bounded organelle.
AUCUGGAAAAGUCACCUAAUUGUCAAUCUACCCUGGUGGCUGUCUCUCUCUCUCUCUCUCUCUCUCUCUCUCUCUCUCUCUCCAAGCUUCUCGUGUUCACGCUCACAGGCGUCAAUCCACUGAGCUGAGAUUUCUGAUAUCUUCCGAAUCCCAGGAAUCUCAACUGCAAAUCCUAAUUUCAGUCUUCUAGAAGCCUUCAAGCAGAAAUGGUUCCUCUUCCAACCUCCUUUAAGACGAUUUUCUUAUUACUCUGCUUCACUUACAAUCUCAUCCAUAUCACACACUCUGUUCCCUUCAUAGUGUUGCACGGUAUUGGUGAUAAAUGCAGCAAUCGGGGGAUCACUCGCUUCACUGAACUAUUAAGCAACUGGUCCGGUGCUCCAGGAUAUUGCCUAGAAAUUGGAGAUGGAUCAUGGGAUUCAUGGACUACACCCCUUAUUGAACAGACAGCAAUUGCUUGUGAAAAGGUGAAGAGCAUGAGUGAACUCGCCAAUGGUUACAACAUAGUUGGACUUUCUCAGGGGAACAUGGUUGGUCGAGGAAUGAUUGAAUUUUGUGAAGGAGGACCUGCUGUUAAGAAUUUUAUUUCACUGGGAGGCCCUCAUGCUGGUACUGCUUCAGUUCCAUUCUGUGGAUCAGGCCUUGUAUGCAUUCUUGUGGAUGUUUUAAUCCGGAUAGAGAUCUACAGCAGCUAUGUCCAGGAACAUUUGGCUCCCAGUGGUUAUGUCAAAAUCCCAACUGACAUUGCUGACUAUCUUAAAGGGUGCAAGUUUCUUCCCAAGCUUAAUAAUGAAAUCAUAAAAAAUUCUACUUACAAGGAACGUUUCACUCGCUUAGAAAAUUUGGUUUUAAUCAUGUUUGAGCAUGAUACAGUUUUGAUACCAAAGGAAACCGCCUGGUUUGGGUAUUAUCCAGAUGGAGCGUUUACUCCUGUUCUGCCUGCGCAAGAGACUAAGCUCUACACUGAAGAUUGGAUUGGAUUGAAAACACUGGAUGAAGAGGGAAAAGUUAAAUUCAUUAAUGUCUCAGGAAAUCACCUUGAAAUCUCUCAAAAGGAUAUGAAGAAGUAUAUAGUGCCAUAUCUGGAGAACCAAGCAUCACACCAGCAGAUAAAAACAGAACAUUCAGCUUGUAGAUGGGUUUCAUCAAUCAGGAACUUCUUUGUUGAGCUACUUGGACUCAACGAGGAUCAAGCUUUGCUGCACAUUCUGUAAGCACCGGCAGUUGCACAACGACUAUCAUUAUCAUUACUACAACUUAGGUGGGGGGAAUCCGUGUUCUUAUCGUAUUGGCUACCUAUAUUGGGUUGCUACCCACAAUAUUCAAAAGAUGGAAUCCGUGUUCUGUUUGGUAUUCUUAUUCAUUAUUAAGAAGACUUUUUAAAUAUAUUAAUUACAAAUUUUAUUUUAAUAUUUUUAAA